ACCGCGGUCAGUUAACAACCUUCAAUAUAGAGCUAACAACAUGGGUAAAAUAAUUCUUUACGGCUUCGAUAUCAGUCCUCCAAGUCGGGCUGUCAAACUAACUUUGGCCGCCCUUCAGCUGCCCUACGAAUAUGUGAUUGUGAAUACCUUCAAGAAAGAACAAAACUCGCCGGAAUACCUGAAGAAGAAUCCACAACAUACUGUUCCAACGCUGGAAGAUGAUGGAAGAUACAUUUCCGACUCGCACGCCAUUUUAGCCUAUUUAGCAAAGAAAUAUGGCAAAGACAGCUCGCUUUAUCCCUCGGAUGUCUUUCAAAGUGCCAUCGUGGAUCAACGUCUCCACUACGAUUCCAGCACGCUCUUCACUAGCAUUUGGUUUGGCAUCACCAAACCUCUCGUCCUCGCUGGAAAAACCCAGAUUGAGAAGGCUAAAAUUGCUGAGCUUGUUGAGGCCUACGAUUUGUUGGAGACUUUUCUGGCCAGCAACAAUUAUAUAACCGGACCUGAUCUAACCAUAGCUGACUUUAGCAUUAUCACCACCAUCUCGGCUUUGAUGAUAUUGCUUGUGCCGGAUUCUAGCAAGUAUCCGAAACUCAACGCCUGGUUAAAGCGCAUUCAAGAGUUGCCUUACUACCAAGAAGCCACUGGGUCUGGGGCAGAUGAGUUGGAAACGGUGCUUAAAUCGACAAACUUUACUAUUGAAUCUUAAAUAAAUAUAAUUGAAUAAUCUAGAAUUAUAAUCACACA
Messenger RNA from Drosophila albomicans, 747 nucleotides. RefSeq names its product glutathione S-transferase 1-like. NCBI's taxonomy places the organism in Eukaryota, Metazoa, Arthropoda, Insecta, Diptera, Drosophilidae. Gene Ontology annotation, biological process: glutathione metabolic process. Bases 41 to 709 code for a protein of 222 amino acids. The transcript has a single exon. Gene Ontology annotation, molecular function: glutathione transferase activity. The record is from RefSeq and is a predicted model, not a curated record.